AUGCCAAGAGGAUUUUUGGUGAAAAGAAACAAGAAGUCGUCUCCAGUUUCCUACAGGGUUCGCACCGAGGAGAAAGCGGACUACCGGCACUUGCGGGACGUUCACCCUCCGAGCCCCGCGGUUCCCGCGGCAGGACAGGGGGACCCGCGGGUGCAGGCGGCGGCUCCCCGGAGAGGCGGCCCCGAGCCGCGCAAUGAUGGGUUGGCGCGGGAUAAAGUCCGGGACGCCAACCCGGGUCCGGGACCGGGACCGGGACGCGGCGCUUUCCACGCCGAGCCGCCUCUUGCAGACGGCGACAUCUCUCGCCGGGCCAGCGCGCCCCACAGCCCGGCCCCGCCCGGGGGGGCGGAACAGCCGGUACACCCCUUCUCGGACCGGUGCCUGGACUCGCCGGCCUCGGGGGAGUCCUUCCCGGUCGGCGCCUCCCUGAACCCGAGAGAGCGGCUUCUGCUGCACCCGCCCUUCUCGGCCGUGCGCGCCCCGGCGGACGGGGCCGCCGCUCACCUGUUCUCACCUGUGCGUCUGCCGACGAGCAGCAGCAGCAGCAGCAGUCAGCGAGGAGCCGCCGCCGAGCAAAGCCAACGCAAGAGCAAGUCCCCCGCCACCGCCGCCACCAUCACCGCCACCAUCAACCCCCCGAAGAAGCCCAAAGUCAUCAGGAAACUCAGCUUCCAAGACGAGAUGACCACCUCUCCGGUCCUGGGUCUGAGGAUCAAAGUGGACGCCGGCGACGCCAAACUGCGCCCCUCGAGGCGCGGCGGCGCUCUGGGGGCGUUCAUCUGCCAACUGUGCAAAGAGCGCUACCCGGACCCCUUCUCUCUGGCUCAGCACAAGUGCUCCAGGAUCGUCCGCGUGGAAUACCGCUGCCCCGAGUGCGAGAAGGUGUUCAGCUGCCCCGCCAACCUGGCGUCCCACCGCCGCUGGCACAAGCCGCGCCCGGGGGGGCCGAGCGGCCAGGCUCAGGCCGGCAAGAAGCCGGGCGAGGCGGACUGGGAGAGCGAGGAGAACACGGGCAGCAAGCGGGGCGGAGGCGGAGGCGGCGGGGAGUCGCCGCCCGGCGCCGUUCAGCACUUGGACAGCUCCGGGGAGAGCCCGGUGUCGCCGGGGCUGUCGGCGGCGGACGGGGGGGAGCUGUUCCAGUGCUGUUACUGCAGCAAGAGGUUCCGCCGCCAGGCGUACCUGAAGAGGCACCUGACCGCGCACAGGCAGCGCGCCGCACGGUCAGCCCCUGCCUGCCCUUCCCCUGCCAGCUCUGCGGGGCGCCCCUGCCCUCGGCGGAGGUCCGGGACAAGCACCUGUGGGGGAGAGCAGGCGGCGCAGAUCUACCCGUGCAAACACUGCCCGUCCACCUUCGUGAGCUCGCCCGGUCUGACCCGGCACAUCAACAAGUGCCACCCGUCAGAGAACAGGCAGGUCCUGCUGCUCCAGAUCCCCCUCAGACCAGGCUGUUGA
This is a messenger RNA of Callorhinchus milii (elephant shark), 1452 nucleotides long. Its product is annotated as insulinoma-associated protein 1b. Lineage: Eukaryota; Metazoa; Chordata; Chondrichthyes; Chimaeriformes; Callorhinchidae. Gene Ontology annotation, molecular function: RNA polymerase II cis-regulatory region sequence-specific DNA binding; DNA-binding transcription repressor activity, RNA polymerase II-specific. Gene Ontology annotation, biological process: regulation of cell cycle process; negative regulation of transcription by RNA polymerase II; neuron differentiation. Gene Ontology annotation, cellular component: nucleus; transcription repressor complex. The record is from RefSeq and is a predicted model, not a curated record.